Molecule: messenger RNA, 2304 nt
Organism: Nerophis lumbriciformis (worm pipefish)
Lineage: Eukaryota; Metazoa; Chordata; Actinopteri; Syngnathiformes; Syngnathidae
Source: RefSeq, a predicted model, not a curated record
AUGUUGAAGGAACUGGGCUUUAUCGGAACCAUCCAGGACGACGAGCAGAGUCCGGAAGAAGACGACAGCGACUCCGAGGAAGAGGAUGAAACCAUCAUCCUGAACCGGAAGAAGAAGUUUGGCAGUCAGAAAGGUGGCGCCAAAUACUUCAACAGCGACUUUGUGUUUGGCGAACGAGAUGCGCUGGAGGCUGAAGAUGACUGGCUUGCGCCUGACGUCGUCAAGCAGCUCAAGAAGAAGAGAAGUAUGACCACUCUGGAUCAGAAGAUCGAGCAAGUCCGCAAGAAGAGAAAAGCCCAGGAGAAAGCCUCGGAGCCCGUAGGAGAUUCGGUGGGGGAAAAAGAUGUGGCGGCGGAGGAGGACGAAGAAGAAGAAGAAGAAAAGGCAGACACGAAGCCUAGCCGUGAUGGCGAAGAGGAUGAAGAAGACGAAGAGGACGAGUUUAACUCAGAUGACGAGCGGAUCCUCACCCAAGCGGACACACUGAGGGAGAAGCCACGACGCGGGAAGCGGAGGGAGGCAGACCAGGAGGAAGAGGCGCAGUCGUUCGACGAAGACGCAUCACGGUUUGACGAGGCGCUCAAUUUUGACGACAUGAACCUGUCCAGACCGAUCUUAAAGGCAAUUGCGGCGCUGGGCUUCAAGCAGCCCACACCCAUCCAGAAGGCAUGCGUCCCCGUGGGGCUCUUGGGCCGAGAUCUCUGCGCCUGCGCCGCCACUGGCACAGGGAAGACAGCCGCCUUCAUGUUGCCCGUGUUGGAGCGCUUGGUGUACAAGCCCAGGACGUCGCAGGUGACCCGUGUGCUGGUUCUGGUUCCCACCCGAGAGCUGGGCAUCCAAGUACACUCAGUGGCGCGCCAGUUGGCACAGUUCACCUCCAUCACAGUCUGCCUGGCCGUCGGCGGCCUGGACCUGAAGUCUCAGGAGGCGGCGUUGAGGGCGAGUCCGGAUGUCCUGAUCGCCACUCCCGGGCGCCUCAUCGACCAUCUCCACAAUACACCCAGCUUUGAGCUGGCGCACAUCGAGAUCCUUAUCCUGGACGAAGCCGACAGGAUGCUGGACGAGUACUUUGAGGAGCAAAUGAAAGAGAUCAUCAGGAUGUGUUCUUACACCAGACAAACCAUGCUCUUCUCCGCCACCAUGACCGAGGAGGUGAAGGAACUGGCGGCGGUGUCGCUGAAGAAGCCCGUCCGCAUCUUCGUCAACAGCAACACGGACGUGGCGCCAUACCUGCGGCAGGAGUUUGUGCGUAUCCGGGCCGGACGAGAGGGCGACCGCGAGGCGGUGCUGGCGGCUCUGCUCACCAGAAGUUUCCAGGACCACGCCAUGGUCUUCACGCAGACCAGGAAGCAAGCACACAGACUGCACAUUCUGCUGGGACUCAUGGGCCUCAAGGUCGGUGAGCUGCACGGGGAACUCAGCCAGAACCAGAGACUGGAGAAUCUCAGGCGUUUCAAGGACGACCAGAUCGACAUCUUGGUGGCCACAGACGUCGCGGCCAGAGGUUUAGACAUUGAUGGCGUCCAAACGGUGAUCAACUUCACCAUGCCGUCAACGGCGAAGCACUACGUCCACCGCGUGGGGCGUACGGCGCGAGCGGGUCGCACGGGCCGUUCCGUCUCGUUGGUCGGUGAGUCGGAGAGGAAAAUGCUCAAGGAGGUGGUCAAGUCGGCCAAGAGCGCCGUCAAGGCUCGUGUGCUUCCCACAGACGUCGUCCUCAAAUUCCGGGACCUCAUUUCCAAACUGGAGAAAGACGUGUAUGCCGUGCUCACCCUGGAGAAAGAAGAGAGGGAAAUGGCUGCCUCUGAGGCCAAGUUGAGUGUGGCCCAAAAGCGUCUGGAUGGCACCGCCUCCAACGAGCCUCAACGGGUUUGGUUCCAGACGCAGCAGGAAAGGAAGCAGAUUCGCAUCAACAAGGCGCUGCAGGAAUUUGACUUGGCUCUACGAGGGAAGAAGAAGCGUGACAAGUUCAUCAAGAGUGGCAAGAAAAAGAAAGACAUGACGGCCGAGGAGCGCUCUCAGUUCGAAAUCCUCAAGGCACAGAUGUUCGCCGAGCGAGCUGCGAAGCGACAGCGACGACCCAAGAGGGCCAGGGCAAUGGCCGACGACGACCACAACGAAGCGCCCCCGAAAGACAAUAAGAAGACGGGAAAAGGAGGCCGAAAGUCGGCCUUUGACAAGGAGUUGACCAAUGUCAGCGACAAAGCCCUCAAACAAUACAGAGCGGGGCCAUCCUGGACGGACAGGAAACGGCUGGGUUUGGACAGGAAGCGCUCGGGUGGCUCCAGGUUCAAGAGGAAGUAA